Messenger RNA from Penicillium cataractarum, 1551 nucleotides. RefSeq names its product MFS general substrate transporter. Gene Ontology annotation, molecular function: transmembrane transporter activity. The record is from RefSeq and is a predicted model, not a curated record. Gene Ontology annotation, cellular component: membrane. Gene Ontology annotation, biological process: transmembrane transport. NCBI's taxonomy places the organism in Eukaryota, Fungi, Ascomycota, Eurotiomycetes, Eurotiales, Aspergillaceae. The transcript has 10 exons. The coding region runs from base 1 to 1551 and encodes 516 amino acids.
AUGCUUGCCAAAAUGCCUGAUGCUAAGGGUACUUCAUCAGACCAUGUGGAAUACACACCGUCAACUAAGGAUGACCCAAGGCCGAUGGUGGAAGGAAUGCCGGCAUUCCUCCGAAGUUUAACCCCAGAGGAAAGGCAGCACAUGGAGAAAAAGCUUGUGCGAAAAGUCGAUUUGAGACUCCUCAUCAUGAUGGUCGUCAUGUAUAUCUUGAACUACCUGGAUCGGAACAACAUAGCAUCUGCAAAACUGGCCGGGCUUCAGCAAGACCUUAACCUUCGCGGCGAUCAGUAUCAGACCUCCGUCAGUAUUCUGUUUGUUGGGUACUUGCUGAUGCAGGUGCCAUCUAACAUGAUUUUGAACAAAUUGGGCAAGCCUUCAAUUUAUCUUCCAACCUGUAUGCUAGCCUGGGGUAUCAUUUCCAGUGCGACCGCUGCAACUCAAAACUAUGGAGGGCUCCUGGCCUGUCGAUUCAUUCUUGGCUUUGUGGAGGCUGCAUACUUUCCUGGUUGCCUCUACCUGCUAUCGGCUUGGUAUACUCGAAAGGAACUCGUUAAACGAACUGCUCUGUUAUACUCUGGGUCCCUACUUUCCGGCGCUUUCUCUGGCUUGAUUGCGGCUGGCAUUACUAGUGGACUCGACGGCGCUCGAGGAAUUGCUGCUUGGAGAUGGCUAUUUAUCAUUGAAGGGACUAUUACUAUAUUUGUUGCAAUCGUUUCGAUCUUCAUUAUCCCCGAUCUUCCGCGAACAACCACGUGGCUCACCGACGAGGAGAAAGAGCUUGCAGCCUGGAGGCUUGCUGAAGAUAUUGGUGAAGAUGACUGGGUCGAUAGUCAACACCAGUCCAUGUUCCACGGGGCGAAGCUUGCUUUCAUGGACUACAAAGCCUGGCUGCUGCUUGGCGCAAUCUACGGAUGCACCGCCUCAGGUGCUGUCACAACUUUCUUCCCAAUUGUUAUGUCUGGUCUCGGCAAGGACAAAGUGACCACGCUCCUCCUUACCACCCCGCCAUAUUUGAUCGGUACUAUCGUCGUCCUGAUCAAUGCAUGGCACGCAGAUAAAACGGGGGAGAGAUACUUGCAUAUUGCACUACCACCAAUUAUCGCCAUUGCCUCGUUUGUGAUUGCGCUGUCUACCACAAAAUUUGCUCCUCGAUAUGUUGCGAUGUGUCUGAUGAUUGGAGGUAUUUAUGCCGGAUACGUCGUGCUACUUGGUUAUAUCUCAAACGUUCUUCCUCGCCCUGCCACAAAGAGAGCAGCAGCCCUCGCGCUCAUCAAUUGUUUGAGCAAUGUCUGCCAGAUUUACACUCCCUAUUUAUAUCCUGAUUCCGCGGGGCCUCGGUACACAACCGCUUUUUCGGUCAACAUUGCCAUGUCGGCAAUGACAAUUUGCUUUGCUACUAUCAUUCGCAUUGUUCUCGGGCGGUUGAACAAACAGUUGGACCAGGAAGAGGGGACAAAUAUCUAUGCUGACGGCCUGGAACACGCGGAAGAAAAUGAAGAGCAUGGACUUCCAGGGCAAGCAGUUACACAAGGAUUUAGGUUCUUGCUGUAA